Molecule: messenger RNA, 686 nt
Organism: Sphaeroforma arctica JP610
Lineage: Eukaryota; Ichthyosporea; Ichthyophonida
Exons: 1
Coding region: 1-396 (131 amino acids)
Source: RefSeq, a predicted model, not a curated record
AUGAAUAUACUAACUACUGUGACCCUUGCCAUGGGUCUGGUUGGCGCCAAAAGCGCCAGCAUGGAUAUUUAUCCAGCUCCCUACGACGGCAGCAUCGACGUUACAGGGAUGGGUCAAACUUUUUACAAAGUAUCAAAAGGCCAAGUGUUGAAUGAACACAAAGAUAUUAAGGUGGACCUGAAGAAAUAUGAAUACGAAACUACAUUGGAUCGGUUUGACAGAGGUCUUGAGGCAUGUGCAAAUCACAAAGGCUGCAUGAGCUUUGACUUGAUUGAGGAAAACCUGAAGUGUUACCUCACUUAUAAGAUAUUUACAGGAUGGGAUGAUGGGCAACUAAAGACAGAUAAGAAUGCCGUCCUGGGCUUUUUAGUUCAAAGCGGUCGGUUUUGGGGAUGACCGUCUGUUUUAUAGUACAAAGAAAGGUUAGGUCUUGAACGGACAUAAUGAUAAAACUGUAAGCCUAAAGCAUCUUGACCACCAGACUGUCGCCGAACGAUGGCAAUAUUGUGCACAAGAGUGCUAUAAAAAUGAAUGGUGUCAAAGCUGGAAUUUAGUUGAAGAUAAGCAAGUGUGUUUUCUGUCUAAGAAAAAUGUCGAGUGGGACUCAGACGGUCUCAAAACCGAUUCCGAAGCAAUCUUGGGCUUCUUCAAAAAUCGGUGAUAUAUAUAUAUAUAUAUAUAUAUAU